AGGCAGACACAGGGAAAACAUACGAAGUAAAUGUUGAAACCAAAGCACAAAAAUCAGGCGAAUGUUCAAAUCCUGUUACUAACAUAAACGAUUCCGACAUGGAAAAAGUUGAACAAAUUCUUUAUCUUCUUGAUAAAUUCUGUGUCAGUGAUGAAUUUUACCACGAAUUUAGCAUGAUUGAAAAUGGUCUUCCAAGAUCUUAUCUGAUUAAACAAUGCAGAAAUGAUCUGGACAAACUUUGUCAUGUGACACCUACUCCUGGAACAAAUGAAGGUGCACAAGUAUCAUUUGAAUCACUUCUCUUGCAGCAAAUUUCAGCUUUUAAAAAGGAAAAUCCAGAGUUUGAUUUUGGCAAUGAAACACUAAAAAUAAAAAUCAGUGGGGAUGGAGCUAAAAUGACACAGAAAUCUAAUUACAUUCUUCUCUCUUGUGCACUACUCCAGAAACAAGACGAAGUUAUGUCUGCCAAAGGAAAUCAUACCAUUGCAGUAGUCAAUGGUAGUGAAAAGUAUGAAACACUACAGGUAUCUUUCAAGACUACAUUUUCAGAAAUAAAUUCUCUGAUUGACAAAGGCACUAUUAGUGUUGAUGGUCAAGAAGUUAAGCUUGAGUUUUUCCUAGGAGGGGACUAUAAAUUUCUACUGACAGUCAUGGGACUUAAGGGGGCUACAUCUUUAUAUGCCUGCCUAUGGUGUAAAAUCCAUAAAGACAAAAGGUGGGAAACAGACAAGCAUUUCCAUCACUUUAAUUCACCACCAAUGAUGAGAACACUAUUGGAAAUUAAGGAGCUGGUGAAGAAAGGAAAAGGUGAUUACUGCUGUGUGAAGGAACCACUUUUGAACAUAGACCUUGACCAUGUCAUUGUAGAUGAGUUACACCUGCUGCUACGUGUAAUGGAUGUGAUGCUAGACAACAUUAUCACUGAAGUCAUUGACUGGGAUAAGAUUGAAGAUUUCGAAAAAUCAUCCAAAGAGCCUCAAGGCAUCCAUUUGAAAAAGCUCGUGAGUGAGAUCAGAUCCUAUGGUGUGGGUUUUGAUGUUUGGGAACUCCGAAAUCCAGCUGACAAUAAAGGCACUGGAAAGUAUGAAUUUACAAGUCUGUUUGGAAACGACAAGAAGAAAAUUCUCUCCUUGCUACCAGAAAAUCUCUGUAAAGUGCUGCAGCCAAAUACCUGCACUGAAAUAUCCAAGGUGUGGAGUGAUUUCAGAAGUUUGUAUGAAGACAUAAAUUCCUGGUCCUCAGACAAAUCUGUUGACACUUUUUGGCACAAGGCACAAAACUGGUUGGAGACCUUUAUUUCUCUCAGAGGAAAGAGAAUUGGCUAUGAAAGAAAGAGAAUUACUCCAUAUAUGCAUGUACUUUUUGCUCAUGUCCCUUAUUUCCUCCAUACACAUAAAUCUCUAAAAGUAUUCACUGGUCAAGGAGUUGAGAAAAACAAUGACUCAGCAAGGAAUGUAGUGCUUCGAAAAUCAAACCACUUUGACUCAGUUGGAGAUAUUCUUAGACUUGAAAACAGACAAUGGCUUCUAAGAGAAAGAGAAAGAGCAAGCAGAAAGUACACAAAACACAAUUCUCAAUACUGGGAGCAAGAAAUCAGUGUCAAGCGUGCGGGUAAAAAGAGACAACCUGAAGCAAACAUACCCAACAUGGAAAGCAACAACUCGCCAGACACAUCUACAUCACAAGUUCAGAAUGAACAACCCCAAGCAAGAAAUGGCACAGAUCAUGAAAGGCCGGGAAAUAAAAGAAAAAGGCAUAUAGACGAUGGGGGAAAAGGAAACAGAAAAGGGAAAGGAAAGGGUAAACAAACAAAACAGAAAAAAAAAAGAGUCUAGC
Orbicella faveolata is the source of this 1836-nucleotide messenger RNA. RefSeq lists its product as uncharacterized. Lineage: Eukaryota; Metazoa; Cnidaria; Anthozoa; Scleractinia; Merulinidae. The record is from RefSeq and is a predicted model, not a curated record.